ACCGGGUUGUCCUCCAUGGAGGAGGAAGAGGAAGAGGAAGAGGGGGAAUCCCGCUGCGAUGCAUGGAGGCUGCAUGGAAACGCUCCCCGGGUCUCCGGAGCGCGUGAGGCGGAUCCCGCCGACCGACGCAGGCCGAGUCGGGGCGGAGGUGGAGGGGGGGUCCGUCGGCUGAUCCGCAGCUCCUCCUGCAGCCUCAGCUCGGAGUCCACGGAGCGGAGGCUUUUUAUCGUAUUAUUACCCGGGAGGCUGCACUGCGUCGCACCGGUGGCGGGUUGCACCGUGUGAGCUGUCGGUUGGGCAUUUAUGCAAUUUUGAUCUCGACUUUUCAUCUUUUUGUCUUCUUUCUGUGUUACCAUGAGCACGGAGGAGGGAGAGGCGGGUCCAGCGUGUGGGGAGGCGAUGGGAGGCGCCGCCGCCGCCGGGGACAAAAGCGAACCGCACCGCUCCGCAGCACGCCGUCCCCCCGACGACGCGGAGCCGGGCGAGGAGGGAGAGGGCUCCGGGGGGAGCUCCGGGGACGACGCCCGGAACUUGUUCCGCGAGGACGGGGCGGUCGGGGACGGGUCGGGGUGCAAGGAGCCGGCGAUGCACUCCAACUGCAGCAGCAGCGAGACCUGCAUCCCCACCCCCAGCUGCCGGAUCUGCUUCCAGGGCGCAGAGCAGGGCGCCCUGCUGAACCCGUGCCGGUGCGACGGCUCGGUGCGGUACACCCACCAGCACUGCCUGCUGAAGUGGAUCAGCGAGCGCGGCUGCUGGAGCUGCGAGCUCUGCUGCUACCGCUUCCACGUCAUCGCUAUCGACACGAAGACGCCGUGGCAGUGGCAGUCCAUCACCAUCACCCUGGUGGAGAAGGUGCAGAUCAUCGCGGUGUUCCUGGGCUCUCUCUUCCUGGUGGCCAGCAUCUCCUGGCUGCUGUGGUCAGCCCUCAGCCCGCAGGCCAUCUGGCAGCGCCGCGACGUCCUCUUCCAGAUCUGCUACGGCAUGUACGGCUUCAUGGACCUGGUGUGCGUAGGUCUGAUCGUCCACGAGGGGCCGGCCGUGUACAACGUCUUCCUGCGCUGGCGAGCCGUCAACCUCCACUGGGAUGUUCAGAGCUACGAUAAAGCCAAGGACCUGGAGGAGACGAGCAUCGGCCAUUCCUCGCAGGUGGCCCCCAGGACGCUUUGGUUGCCCCUGGCGACCUUCGGGCCCGACGGCCCCUCGCGGCCCCCCACCCAGCUGGCGCCGCAGCCGUGGACCAGCCUCUGGUUGGCCACUCUUUGCCCCGGACUGGUGCCCCGAAACGACCUCGGCCAGGACGGCAACUCGGGAGAGGUCGUCGUCCGCGUGACGUCGGUGUGACACCGGGCGAUAUCCAUGCUGCAAAGCUUUUGGUGGUGGCUAAAAUCUGGGUUUUCUUUCUGGGCAGCGUAUAAUAUCUCACAACAAGCAGAUUUUUGUUUCAAAAGUUUUUUUCGAAUGAGUUUGAUUUGUUUGUCUGCUCUGGGGCUGGUCCCCCAAAAACAAUUGUAACAGGUAAAUGAACUCACAUGUGGUGUUUUUAUCUUUGUUUUAUUAUUAUAUUAUAUUUAUUAUAUUACAUAUAUAUAUACAUAUAUAUAUGUGUAUAUAUAUAUAUAUGUGUAUAUGUAUGUGUGUGUAUAUAUAUGUGUAUGUAUAUAUAUGUGUGUAUAUAUAUAUGUGUAUAUAUUUAAAAAAUUAAAAAGGGGUAUCAAACUCUGCAGAUUUCUCUGUGACGAAGAUGUUUUAGUGAGGAAGGUUUAACGGAUAGAGACUGACUGAUGAAUGCUCUAAACAUGAACUACUUUGUGGUGUUUCAGAUGGAAAACAGACUCAGUUCUAGUCUCAUUAGUUAUAUAUUUUAUACAUCAGAUUUGCAUUAAACCCUGAAAUGAAGACAAGAAGAAAAUACUUUGUUAAUGUUUGUUUAUUCAUCAUGUAAACAUUCAGUUUGUUCUCACAUCCCGUCAGUAAAGUUUGUGAAAUGA
Messenger RNA from Pseudoliparis swirei, 1988 nucleotides. RefSeq names its product membrane-associated ring finger (C3HC4) 11 (gene marchf11). Gene Ontology annotation, molecular function: ubiquitin-protein transferase activity; zinc ion binding. NCBI's taxonomy places the organism in Eukaryota, Metazoa, Chordata, Actinopteri, Perciformes, Liparidae. The coding region runs from base 355 to 1341 and encodes 328 amino acids. Gene Ontology annotation, biological process: protein ubiquitination. The transcript is spliced from 4 exons. The record is from RefSeq and is a predicted model, not a curated record.